Molecule: messenger RNA, 936 nt
Organism: Zingiber officinale
Lineage: Eukaryota; Viridiplantae; Streptophyta; Magnoliopsida; Zingiberales; Zingiberaceae
Exons: 3
Coding region: 111-764 (217 amino acids)
Source: RefSeq, a predicted model, not a curated record
AUUAGUCCAUUCGUUAAGCCUCCCCGAUUACUGCGCUCCACUCUCGCGGUCGGGUUCGCCUCCUGACCAAUCACACUCCCUCCGACGACUCCCCAGCGAUCCCUUUCUCGAUGGAGGAGCCGAAGCUGCCUCCCCCGGCAGCUUCCGGCACCCCUUCAGUCGUAAGCCCUGCGGGCGAUGUGACCAUGCCCAGGGGAAAGAAGAGGAAGCUGGACGUCGAUGAGUUCCGUAACUCCGAUUACUACAAGCUUCGACUCAUGGUCAAGGACCUGCGCCCGCUGUUUCUCGAGGUUCUUCGCACACCAAACUUCCAGACCAGCAAAGCAGCAUGUGAGAUUCAAAAUCAAAUGAAGACAAUGCUAGUAUUGAUCAAGAAAUUGAGAGGUGAUGUGGACUCUUCUGAGAACUGUAAAAGUCCAUCCCAGGCAGAAUCCUCAUUUAGAGUUAAGGAAGAAGAAUCAUUAGAAAUGCAUGUAGAAGAUGAAAAAAUUGAACAUGAAACUGGACACGACCCAACAAUUCCAGUGAAAGCAUCACAACCUGAGAAGAACACAACUGUCUCAGACAGUAAUCAGGAGAAAACACAUGCAGAAUGGAUUGCUGAGGUACGGGAAAAGGUCAAACAAUUUGAUGUAGCAUCUCUAGGAAGCUAUGUCAUCGGUGGAUCCAAAAUCGGAUGGAAUUUUCUUGUUUAUCUAGGGAGUGAGCCAGUUUAUUAUGGGGUAACAAAAGAAAGUUUCCUUGCGCGCAGAUCGGCAAAGUGAUUCGCAGUUUUCCUUGGAAAAUAACUAAACAUGUCUCUAAAUGCUCGACUGAUUGCUGUUUUUGUUCCUGAGAAGGUUAAUGCAGACAUUGUGGUUGAAUUUUCAGUUAUUGUAGAAUAUAUCAGUGUAGAACAAUGCUUGAGAAAGUUGAUAUAAGUAGUUCCGGACUCCA